AUGAUCAAUCGAUUCCAGAUCCCCUACCUCGAAGAGGUCGGAUACGUCAACCUGCGAUGCGCCUGGGUCCUCGGUUGCCCGGAAGAAAUCCACCCGAUGACGGACAACGACAUGGAUGCCGUCCACGCCGGUCCAUAUUACAUGAAUGGUUUCAAGGAACUCUUUCCCGGAGUCGAGGUGCCGGAUGCUGUCGGAGUCUCGUGCUGCGCGCAGUUUGGAGUGGCCAAGUGGAAGAUCCUGGAGAGGCCAAAGAGUGACUACCAGCGCUACAAGAAGUGGCUGCUCAAGACGGACCUGGACGAUGCUAUGAGUGGCCGGAUCAUGGAAUACUCGUGGCACAUGAUUUUUGGAAUGGAACCAAUCUAUUGCCCCGAUGCUGUAGAGUGCUACUGCAAAGUUUGGGGGUUAUGCAACUUGGAGUGA
Molecule: messenger RNA, 423 nt
Organism: Talaromyces rugulosus
Lineage: Eukaryota; Fungi; Ascomycota; Eurotiomycetes; Eurotiales; Trichocomaceae
Exons: 2
Coding region: 1-423 (140 amino acids)
Source: RefSeq, a predicted model, not a curated record